AUGUCUGUGCCGCAAGGCAGCUGGAGCUUAAAGAUUUACAUAGAGAAAGUUCGAAACUUCUCCAAGAUCCUGGUGGAGGACCAGAACACGCACCCAUCGAGAACUCUGAAUGUCUUCUGUGAGGUUCGCACGUGCGGUCAGGUCUUUCGAACUCGCUGCCUGCAAGAUCGCAUGUUAGAAGACGAGAGUUUGGACGGGACGAGGCAUAUCAACGUCGCCAGGGUGCAACAAGAGUUUGAGAUCAUCUUCGACAAGAACUGGGGAGGGCAGGACCUUGAAGUACUUGUGUUUCACUGGUUCCCCUCCUCCCUGUUUCUUUCUCAGCCUCACCUGUACAGCUCGUUCGACUGCUGGGGGAUCCCGACGCACAACUCGAUCGGAAAGCAGCUGGACGCGGAGGUGCGGGCAGCUCUAGAGCAGGAGAUGGCUCGGAGUAACACUCCUCCUCUGCUGCUGGGAGGCAUCAGGCAGGAACUUGAGUGGCUGCGGGAAAAGAACAAGUAUGGGUGGUACAACGCCUUCAAAGAUGGACGGCAUGUCAUGUUGAAAGAUCGAAAUGCCUCUGUCCUGCUCAGGUUCCAGCCCAGCCUUCGCCGCCCAGCUUCUCGUGCUCAACUUGACGAAGUCGAUCGGUUACAAGAAGUCAGUCUUCCGCCCUCCCGUCCCAGCGACUUCGUGCCUCUCGCCACUGACUUCUCGAUGCGACAAGACUCCACAGACGUACUUCUAUCAAGUCGCUUGGCAGCUGCAGCAGAAAUUGCAGGAAAACCUCAGCAGCCCCACGACGUUCAAGAGUUUCACUUUGACAUGUCUGACAGCGAGCAAGCAGAUCUGAGGUGCAUCUCAGAUGAUGAACUGAAGCCAGGCCUCCUCCAUUUUCUUUCCACGUCAGGAGGAAGGGAACACCACUCGAACCUCGAGCACAGCAGGUUCCUUCAGCUCCACACCAGCAGCAAGUGGGUUCGCGGGAGCCCCGAUCAGGUGCUGGAGACCAAGGGCUCGUUCAACUAUUCCGGCAGCGAGAGGAACGGCUGGCUCUGCUUAGAGCUUCCUCGGGGCCUUCGCUUCUUCCCGUCAGGUUACUCCUUGCGGCAUGGGCUCACUGGGCCUGGCAAGUCGCUCCUUCACUGGUCCUUCCUCGCGUCUGUCGAUGGCCAAGAGUGGCUGCUACUCAAGGCUCACAAUGAUGAUCGCAGCUUCCAGCGCCUCCCGCAGUCGAGCAAGCCAGGGGCUGGAGCGCCUCGAGCCUCCUUCAUCACUUCGAACUUUAAGCUGACAACUGAGAAACCAAAGCCACUGGACGGGCUGGUGACGGCAGAUGAGCUGAAGAGGCUGCGAGCCAUUCAAGCGGCCAACGAAGACCUGGAAGCGUCCAUUGCAGCGUCAGGAGGCUUCAGGUUUUUCAAGAUCAGGAUGGAUGGGCCGGACAGCAGCGGCACUUGGUCGCUCUCCUGCUCGGGGCUCGAACUGUUCGGAAAGCUUGUGGUGCGCUGGGAUGUCGUCGAAGCCAUCAUCCUCAAAGCGACCGAAGAGCAUGUACGGCUACCGGAUGAUGCAGCAGGAGCAGGAGCAGGAGCAGGAGCAGGAGCAGGAGCAGGAGCGGGAGAAGCGAAAGCAGCAAGCGGAUCGGAUGCAAGUAUUGCAGGACAAGGACAAGAGCAAGAGCAACGAGGAACUUCUCUGCAUCUCCAGCAUUGCCUGCAGCUUGUUCGCAUCAUGGGCACUCAAACUCCUCGAUCAGUCAAGGCUGCUGUCGAGCUUUAUGCCUCUCAUGUUGAGACUUCAUCCCAGGUUGUCAAGACGUUGGCAAUCAUUGGAGACCGCCCCCAGCUGGAGUAUCCCAGCACUCGCCUGGUGGGCACGCAAGGGACUUCACUUCCCUCUCUCAGCCCUCAGCUUAUGUUGGGCACGAAGCCGCUCAUCCUGGAAGUCUCGCCUCCACUUCCAGCUGGAGUCGUGCUCGAUCAGGAGACGGGGAGAAUCUCUGGGGUACCGUUGGAGGCAGUUCAGCUUGAGGUGUGCGUGAAGCUCUGCUCUCCCGCCGGCUCGUCUUCCUUCUCCUUGCGCCUUAUCGUCCUGCCCCUCCUGCUGUUCCCCAAGUAUAGUUUCCCCUUCACCUCGCAGGAGCAAGAGGCUGGUGGACUGUUGAAGUUUCUCGGGACGGGAGGAUUGGAGCACGAGUGGAAGAAUCCGUCGGCGUCAAGGAUGGUGACGCUGCAGACGAGUGGGUGGCUGACGGAGGAGGACAACAUCCUUGCAGACUCGGCAGUGCUGAGCUCGAGCUACGAUGCUCCUCUCAGUUGGUUCUCAGUUGAACUCCCAGCUGGAAUUUGGCUUCGGCCGACGCACUACAUGCUGCGGCACGGGUACAACACCUCCUCCAACGCGAUGAGCAACUGGGUGCUGGAAGCCUCUGCGGACGGCGAGGAGUGGGAGACGCUGAGAAGGCACGAGGAGGACACGACUCUGCACGAGCGCUUUGCGGUCAGAGUAUGGGCGGUAGGGAAGGUGCGGGAAGGCGAAGGGGUGGGAAGGAGGGAGGAGAAGAUCUUUCGGCGCUUCCGAGUGAAGAUGACAGGGAGGAACAGCUCGGGGAAUCACCAGCUGAGGUGCAGCGGCUUCGAGCUCUUGGGUGAAGUUUUCGUGGCACUCUCGCUGCCUGCCCUGAGCUCCUCCUUGUGGUUCGUGCGAUGGUGGCAGGUUGAGGGGCUCAAGGGGCUGAUCGAGACGAUGCAGAGGAAGCUUGUCGCUGUUGAUGACUCGCCUGCUGCAUGUGUUGCGGCCUCGGAAGCUGAGCUGAAAGUGCAGGCAAGCGAGUUGAUAGAGCAUCUGGUCCCUCUGGUGGCGAGCGAGAGGAGGAGAAAGUUGAGAGUGUCUGCACUGUCCUUGAUCGGCGCUCUACUCCGUCCUCUCCCUCAACAUGUGGCCAUUUCGAUCAGCUCGUUGCUGGAGGACGAGGAUGAAGUUGUCAGGACUUUGACCUACUUGCUGCUCAAGGGCAUUUGCUGUCAAUAUCGUCAGCUCUCUCUGCUUCUGAUUCGCAGGCUGCUAGUCAGGCACCUGGAAUCAUCCUCGCCUCCUCCUCGUUCCCAGUUUUUCAAGGAUCGAAGCAGUCAGAUGCAGCACGUUGACCUCAGCCCUGCUCUCCUCCUGGGACCUCCUGAGAAAGUAGAAGAAACCGCCCAUGCCCUUCAACUGAGAGAGACAGACGAGCUGCUUGCUGGUCUGCUGGUCGACGUGCUGGAAGAGGAAAAGGUUGCUGAACUCUGCAAGGUUGUGCAGGAGAGCGUCGAGUUAGGCAGUAGGAGGGAGCGAACAGAUAGGCUCAUCCUUCUCCUGCAGUCUAACAUAUGGACCCUCCGCUACGCUGCCUGCUGUCUUCUCCCUUUUGUAGCUGAUCGAGGAAACACGAGGAUUGUUUCCUCCGUCAUCGCAGCCAUGCAGGACGAGGUGCUGGCGGUGAAGGUGGAGGCUAUCAGAACGGCAGCAAAAGUUGCACGCAAGUUCGAUGAAGAGACUAUCAAGGCUGUGGAGGCGGUCAAUGCAGGAACAGCAAUAGGAAUGUGGCGCAAGAGACUCUACGGAAACUCACACAGGUAA
This is a messenger RNA of Guillardia theta CCMP2712, 3600 nucleotides long. RefSeq lists its product as hypothetical. Lineage: Eukaryota; Cryptophyceae; Pyrenomonadales; Geminigeraceae. The record is from RefSeq and is a predicted model, not a curated record. The transcript has 3 exons. The coding region runs from base 1 to 3600 and encodes 1199 amino acids.